AUGCCGGUUUAUUUUGUGACUUGUAUGUUUUCCAUUUGCCUCCGAGUAGGGUUAAGAGAACGUCUGAAGAGUGGCCAAGACAUCAUAGUAGCCGAGGGCUAUUUGUUAGAACUAGAGAGGCGAGGCUAUUUACAAGCCGGAGCAUUUAUUCCGGAAGUAGUUUUAGAACAUCCAGAGGUCGUCAAAGCUCUUCACGAAGAAUUUGUGCACGCAGGAAGUGACGUAGUAGUGGCAUUUACCUAUUAUGGUCAUCGUGCGAAGCUCAAAGUCAUCGGUCGUGAGGAUGACCUGAUGGAACUUAACUUACGUGCCCUGAGGAUGGCCAAAGAAGUGGCAGUCAAAACUGGCACCUUGAUGGCAGGGGAUAUCUGUAACACCACUGUGUUUCGCAGGGACGAUCCAAAUUCCGUAGAGGAGGUUAGGGAGAUAUUUCGGGAACAAAUACAAUGGGCUGUACAAUGUGGGGCAGAUUACAUGAUUGCAGAGCGAUUCCAUGAGUUUGCCGAGGCCAGGUUGGCACUUGACUGUAUCAAAGAAUAUGGAAAUGGCUUGCCAGCAGUGGUGACAUUGGCACCGCAUGAAAAAGACGAAACAAAAGAUGGUCUUUCUUUUCCGGAGGCCUGUAAACUUUUAGAGGAGGCAGGUGCAGAAGUGGUGGGCCUUAAUUGUUGUAGAGGUCCAACCACAAUGCUUCCUCUGCUAAGAGAAAUUCGGAAAGUAUGCAAGGGACCUAUUGCUGCACUCCCAGUUCCGUAUCGAACGACCCCUGAGGAACCCACCUACGAGACUUUGGUUGAUCCUGAUACAGGCAAGUCUGCAUUUCCCGUUGACCUCCCGCGAUUUUUCUGCAGCAUAACACAGAUUGCAGAGUUUGCAAAGCAGGCUAGAGAAAUUGGUGUGCAGUACGUGGGUCUGUGUUGCGGAAACGCUUCACAUUACACUCGAGUAGUGGCGGAGGAAUACAACAGACGGCCGCCUGCCAGUAAAUAUGCACCAGAUAUGUCAAAGCAUUACAAGUUUGGAGCGAAGGAGUUUGUAAAGAAACACCAUGAUUUGUGAUGCCGUAAUUGACUGCUUUAUUACUCCCAAACUUUUUUUGUGAAAUAUAUUUCAUGAAGUGAUUUGUAUUAUGUGAAGGUUCUUUUCAUAUACAUUCCUCAUAUUACCCGGUAUUUCAAUGAGAUUCUCGACUGCUUACUCUAGAUAGUAUAAAGCUUAGAUAUAAACUAGAGUGUUCCAAGGAACGCAGCAUGUGUCGCCUGCUUUAUGGCAUCAUUAAAGUAGUCCGAAAUAUCUGAGUUUUCCAGGCCUUUUUACGAUUUUUGUAUUUAUACGUGCCAGGAAAACGUCAGAACCCGGGCGCCGUUAUGAAAACUGGAAAUUUUGCCGUCCCCAACCGGAGCUGAUUUCGAUACUUGCGAACCAAAUUAAUUGCCGAACUCACAUCUUAUCAAUAGCAAAAUGCUUCUAGU
Molecule: messenger RNA, 1472 nt
Organism: Saccostrea echinata
Lineage: Eukaryota; Metazoa; Mollusca; Bivalvia; Ostreida; Ostreidae
Product: betaine--homocysteine S-methyltransferase 1-like
Exons: 6
Coding region: 1-1059 (352 amino acids)
Molecular function (GO): zinc ion binding; methyltransferase activity
Source: RefSeq, a predicted model, not a curated record